UCGCGGCAGUUCCCGCCGUGGCCAGCAGGCGUCGCUCUGCAGCGCUCAGCUGUUUCCGAGCGCUGAAACAGUAGAAGAAGAAUUGAAGGCGCUUCGGUGAAAAUCAAAAUGUCUGCUCCGAAAACCAUUCCUAAAGAUGCUCAGGUGAUGGUCCAGAUCCUGAAGGACAUGGGGAUCACUGAGUACGAGCCUCGAGUCAUCAACCAGAUGCUGGAGUUCACCUACAGAUACGUCACGACCAUCAUCGAGGACGCCAAAAUCUACGCCACACACGCCAAGAAGUCCACCGUGGACGCUGACGACAUCAAGCUGGCCAUCCAGUGCCGCAUGGACCAGUCGUUCACGUCACCGCCGCCGCGAGACUUCCUGUUGGAAAUCGCAAGGCAGAAGAACCAGACUCCCCUCCCGCUGAUCAAACCCUACGCCGGACCGCGACUUCCUCCAGACCGCUACUGUCUGACUGCGCCCAACUACAGACUCAAGUCCAUACAGAAGAAGGUGUCGUCGUCCGCCGGCAGGAUAUCAGUGCCUCGCCUCAGCGUCGGCGCCGUCUCCAGCAGGCCGAGCACGCCGACCCUCGGAACUCCGUCUGUCCAGUCCGUCACCACUAAAGUCGGAGCUCCGGUGUCUCAGAGGUUCGCCGUGCAGAUCCCGCCGCCCUCUCAGACGGCCACCACCAAAACCACCACGCCGUCCACACCCGCCGUCUCCAAUGUCCUUAUCAACCCGUCUCUGAUUGGCUCCAAGAACAUCCUCAUCACCACCAACAUGGUGUCGCAGAACUCGGGCGGAGAGUCGCUGAAGAGGAAACACGAAGACGACGACGACUACGACGCUUUGUGAUGCCGCGACUGGAAAGAUUGACCCCCCCCAACAUGAACUGAUCCAGAUCCAGGUCCAGAUCGUGGCUCACUAAGAACCCGUGAUAUUAAGUUUUUAGUUUUUGUAGGACGUUUGUUUAAGCCGAGAGACGACCUGCUUCGCCUUCUGCUCCCACUGGCAGACCAGUGAGGCGAACUCACAGGAAGCCUGCUGUGAUGUUUUCACUGAUUUACAAUAAACUGCAUCCAAAUAAAACCUGA
Messenger RNA from Scatophagus argus, 1082 nucleotides. It is a transcript of the gene taf9, whose product is annotated as TAF9 RNA polymerase II, TATA box binding protein (TBP)-associated factor. Gene Ontology annotation, cellular component: transcription factor TFIID complex; SAGA complex. The coding region runs from base 109 to 843 and encodes 244 amino acids. The record is from RefSeq and is a predicted model, not a curated record. Lineage: Eukaryota; Metazoa; Chordata; Actinopteri; Scatophagidae. Gene Ontology annotation, molecular function: transcription coactivator activity; RNA polymerase II general transcription initiation factor activity; protein heterodimerization activity. Gene Ontology annotation, biological process: DNA-templated transcription initiation; RNA polymerase II preinitiation complex assembly. The transcript has 7 exons.